Messenger RNA from Cottoperca gobio, 1576 nucleotides. It is a transcript of the gene clul1, whose product is annotated as clusterin-like 1 (retinal). Bases 69 to 1457 code for a protein of 462 amino acids. The record is from RefSeq and is a predicted model, not a curated record. Gene Ontology annotation, molecular function: misfolded protein binding. Gene Ontology annotation, cellular component: nucleus. Lineage: Eukaryota; Metazoa; Chordata; Actinopteri; Perciformes; Bovichtidae. The transcript is spliced from 9 exons.
CAGUGGAGAAGCACCUUCACUUAAGCUUCUGAGUUUUUUACCUUCCAAGGCGCCGACUGAGCUCAAGAAUGAAGAUCCUGCUCGGUUUGGCUGUUCUGGUGGUGACGUUGGGGGUCCUUUAUUCUGCGCCAGAGGACCAACCAACAGUCGUCUCAGAGGACACCUUAAAACAGUUGUCCCUGAAUGGCGAGAAAGUUGUGGAUGAGGAGGUGACGAGAGCUCUGUAUGGGGUGAAGCAGAUGAGGGAGGUGAUGUGGAGGAACGAGCAGAAGCAUGGGCACCUCAUGAAGUCCCUCCGACACAGCAGUGACAAGAAGAAGGGGACAGACCAGCUGACUAAGGAGGUGACGGAGAAGCUGGAGGAGGCGGAGGAGCAGUGCAAAGACUCCCUGCAGUCUGAGUGGGAGGAGUGCAGACCCUGUCUGGAGGAUGCAUGUAAAACCUUCUACACCUCCACCUGCCGCAGGGGGUUUGGCAUUUUCCAUGCCAAGGUGGAGAACUUCUUCCGCAGAGUGUCCAGGCGCUUUGGCCCCCGCGAGCCUCGCCUGGAUGCAGGGGACAUCCUGGUGAAUCAGGGCCCCGACGACAGUGACACUGAGGUGGACCGCCUUGAGGAUUCCUUCAACCGCCUCACCAGCAAGGUGGGCAUGCUGGUGAACCGCAGCGUCGCCCUGGUCUCCAGGAUGAGCAGCAGGCUCGACAAAGUCCUCCAGAGAGCCUUCCUGAAUUACACCCACACCCUGACUGAGGAGACCACCGCUGAUCCCUACAACCCCGGCCGGGACUCGGGCUUCCUGCAGGGCGUGGGGCUGGAGGACGUGCUGGAGUCCUUCUUUGACUUCGGCAAGAGUGUGGUGGAGGAGUUUGGAGCUGUGGUGACCCAGGGGUUUGAUGACAUCCAAAAGGCAGUGGAGGAAGAGAAGAAGAAAGGGAGGGACAUUUUCCCCCGUUUCCUGCAGAACAGGAAGUUGUGCCGAGACCUUCGCAAACAGACCUCUGAGUGCUGGCAGCUGCAGAGCCAGUGCGAGGCGUGUCAGGGAGCUCUGCUCACAGAGUGCCCCAGGGUACGGCAGCUGCAUGUGGAGCUGGAUGAAGUUUUGCAGCUGCUGGAUGCGUCCAAAGAGCAGUAUGAUGAGAUCUUGUCAAUCGUCCAGCAACACACUGAUGAAACCGUCAACUGGCUCAGCAACAUGGCGGCUGACUUCAGCUGGGUGGCUCAGGUGGUGAGCAACAGCAGCACUCCUGAAAACAUCUUCAGUGUCACCCUGGUGGCGCCAAAGAGCCACGACAAACAGAAUGAAUCUGUGACGGAGGUGGUGGUAAACAUCCUCAACUCUCCUCAACUUAUCCUCUCCGUCCCUGGGGAGCUGGAGCUGCGGGACCCCUCAUUCAUCCAGUACGUGGCCCAGGAGGCUCUGAACAAGUACAAGGAGAUGGUCAGGUACGAUGAGGAGUAAAACUAGCGAGUCUCCUUUUUCUAAAACUCUCAGCAGCACUUUCUUUGUGAACAGAACUAGCUAGUGUUCCUGUAUAUGAACCGUGUCAAUCGUUGCUAUGUAUUAAAUGUAAAAAGAAG